Molecule: messenger RNA, 1392 nt
Organism: Anopheles aquasalis
Lineage: Eukaryota; Metazoa; Arthropoda; Insecta; Diptera; Culicidae
Source: RefSeq, a predicted model, not a curated record
ACAGCGCAGGCGGCGACCACAAAAACGUGCUGGAACAGCUGCGAUAGAACUAAAAAUUGUUUUCGAUUAAAAUGCAAAUAAAACCAGAGAAGCUCAGCUUCUCGGAUGUCGAUGAUACCGACGAGGAAUCGGAUGGGCAACCGGCAUCGAUCAGCAGGGAGCAACUAGAAAAGCUGAAAGAACUUAUAAAACAGGAGAAGAGAACGUCUUCUGAAGAUGACAGUGAUUCUUCAGAACCAACCUCUCCGAAUGUGGCAACAGCCAGGGUGAAGAGUGAACCACCAGAAAGGGAUCCUGCACCAUCCAGCCGCUCCAGCGUUGGUACAGUCGCUGUGAAGAUUGAACCUUCCGGAAAAAGUCCCCGAGCGAAUGAUACAGUUGUCGAGCCGCUGGACGACCUUCCCUCAAACAUUAGCUCAAUUAGCGACACUGGCUUUCCACCACCACUCCAGUCUAAGCUGGUGGACUACUUGCAACGCUUUCCCAACGUACGGCCAACAAUCCCAGCUAGCAAUCAAGGAUCUGCCGUUGAGCUUGAUCUAAGCAAUCCGGAUGAAGAAGCCUGGAUCGUCCAGUGUCCGGCAACUAUCGAUCCGCACGUUGUGCUGCUGAAUCGAAAACUGAACCUUUCGGCACCGCAGGCAACGGUGAAAAAGUGCCCCAUACCCCUGGAAACCACGGUACGCCGAAACACGGCACAGCAGGUGAUCAGUGUGCUUUCCGAGUCCCAGAUGAAAUCGUUCGUUCCAGCCGGGUUUAUCCGCAUUACCGAACCUCUUCCGGAGGUGAACCGCUCGGAACAGUUAGACCAAGAGGGGGAGAAGUACCGUGAGGUACGUGUACCCUUUCCGGACGACAUACGCGAGCGCCAUCCGUUGCUGGGUUACGACUUUCAAACGCAGCUUGCGAUACCGGACCGUGUGCAAAAGCGCCUCUCGUUCGCUCGACAAAAAGCGGAUUUGUUUUACACCUUGCCCCAGCUGACUCGUUUAGAAAAGACAAACCAUGGCAGUAGCACCAGCAACGAAUCCCACCCGGAACCGGUAACGACGAAGACGAGGAAACGGAAAGCUGCUCAGGAAAACGUGGCCACUAAGAUGCCGUCGACGGUGGGCGAGAUUGUCGUAAAAGAGGAACCUACGACACCGACGAAGAAGAAAAGAAGAAACGAAGCAAAGCAAGCGGUAGCGAUGGGAGAAGAUGCCGAUCGUCCGGUGGUGGCGAAGCAAGAGGUUACCGAGGCAACCGAGGAUGAUAUAUCGUGGCUGUUGAACAUUUAAACGGUGUGCCGUUCCCGUACAGUAGUGUCACACUGAACACGCGAAGGAGUUUACUAUGAUUAUUCAACAGAAAUACAUUUGUUGGCGCUACCGCUUGCGUGUAUGGUCGAUA